This is a messenger RNA of Neolamprologus brichardi, 1938 nucleotides long. The record is from RefSeq and is a predicted model, not a curated record. NCBI's taxonomy places the organism in Eukaryota, Metazoa, Chordata, Actinopteri, Cichliformes, Cichlidae.
AUGGAUAACUUCCUCUGGCAGGACCAGCCCUGUUCUGACGAUGCUGUGCAGAGAGUUCAUUUCUACAGCACCAAGGAUCCAACAAGUCAACUUCUUUACAACGUGGCCCUGAAAAAAACAGCUGUCCAAUCUUCAACCAGUAGCACUGUGGGUACUGCUGGUAGAGCAGUUGAUGGAAACAGAGAUGCAAGCUAUCAAAGAGGGUCUUGCACACUUACCAGUGGACAAUCUAAUCCCUGGUGGAGAGUAGACCUGGUAAAUGUGUAUACAAUUGGGACUGUAAUGAUAACCAAUAGAGAUGAAUUGGAAAACAGGCUGGAUGGUGCCGAAAUCUGGAUCGGAAAUUCAACAAAAAUCAGUGACCCUGAAAGUAACAGGUGCGCUGUCAUCUCUCACAUUCCCAGCGGACAAGCGUUUUAUUUUCCAUGUAACUCUGUGAAGGGACGCUAUGUCACUGUGUUUCUACCAGGAAGUGCAAAGGUCCUGAGUCUCUGUGAGGUUGAAGUGUACUACGGAUACCCAUUAACCAAUGUGGCACUGAAAGGAGAAGCUUCCCAGUCAUCUACACUCUCCUUUGCCACUGCGUCCAAAGCCAUCGAUGGCAGACGGAACUCGUUCUAUAGCAAUGGGUUCUGUAGCCACACGGCUGAAGACGAGACCAACCCCUGGUGGAGGGUGGACCUGCAGCGAAGCUUUACAAUCACUGCUGUAAAAGUCACCAACAGAGGAGACUGCUGUGCUGAAAGACUGGAUGGAGCUGAGGUCAGAAUAGGAAACUCACUGGAGAACAAUGGAAACAAUAAUCCCAGUUGUGGCAUGAUCAAAUCAUUAGAUGGUACACCAACAUACACAUUCCAGUGUAAUGAAAUGGAAGGUCGCUACAUCAUUGUGAUCAUACCAGGAAAAAAGACUUACGCAACCCUGUGUGAAGUGGAGGUGUUUGCUUCUCUAUCAGUUCCAGAAGCUGUUACUCCUUCACCAACUCCUCCACCUCCUCCCACCCCUCCUCCACCUGUGAGCCUGCAGCUUGGUGGCAGGAACGUGACGGUGGUGGGAGAGAGGCUCUGCUGGUCUGAUGCUCUGAUGUACUGUAGACGUUAUUACUGGGACCUGCUCAGCCUUCACAGCCAACAGGAGCAAAGCGAGUUGGAGCAGCUGCUGGGCCUCAUUCCUUUCUCUCUCACAGACCACCUCUGGAUGGGACUGCGCAGGUGUGACAUCAUCUCUCACAUUCCCAAGGGACAAGCGUUUUACUUUCCAUGUAACUCCAUGAAGGGACGCUACGUCACUGUGUUUCUACCAGGAAGUGCAAAGAUCCUAAGUCUCUGCGAGGUUGAAGUGUACUACGGAUGCUGUACACAUACUUCAGAAGAUCUGGAUCCCUGGUGGAGAGUAGACUUGUUGGCUGUCUAUAAAGUCAGUGCUGUCACCAUCAUCAACAGACAGGAUGCUGUUAUAGAAAGGAUUCUUGGGGCGCAGAUCCUGAUCGGGAACUCGCUGGAACAAAAUGGAAACCAAAACCCCAGUUGUGGCAUGAUCAAAUCAUUAGAUGGUACACCAACAUACACAUUCCAGUGUAAUGAAAUGGAAGGACGCUACAUCAUUGUGAUCAUACCAGGAACUAAGAGAUAUAUGACCCUGUGUGAAGUGGAGGUCUUUGCUUCCCUAUCUGGCCUACACAACAUCAAGAAGAUAAAUAUGGAUCAUCCAGCUUAUGUGAAAUUCAACAAAUCCCUCAGAGGAGACGAGUGGUUCUGGAUGUCUGGACAGUCCAUGGAUUUCUUGAAUUGGCCACAGGAUUUUGUUCUAGACUGUUACUCCAGCACCUGUGGGGGCAUGACCAGCACAGAGCACCUCCUGUGGCAGGACCAGCCCUGUGCUCAGGACGGUGUGCAAAGAGUUUACUUCGACAGCACCGCGAUUGCCACACGUUCAUAG